AUGUCCGCCCUCAAUACCCCUACCAUCCCACCAAUCCAGAGGCAAACAUCUGUUUCCCGCGUCCCCAUCCCCCCAAAUGGCGUCGACUACCGCAACAAAAUUGUACUCGCCCCAAUGGUGCGCUCCGGCGAGCUACCAUCUCGACUCCUAGCCCUUCGAUACGGCGCAGAUCUCGUCUGGGGUCCCGAAACAAUCGAUCGCUCCUUAAUCGGCUGUAACAGACGCAUAAACCCCCGCAACGGCACUAUCGAAUUCACCCGAACCCCCUCAAACGGCGGGCGCCCAGACCCCGAAACAAAAGAAUCAGUCCUAUACCGCAUCGACCCGGUCCGCGAAAAGGGCCGCCUCAUUUUCCAAAUGGGUACCGCUGAUCCUAAACUCGCCGUUGAAGCCGCCCGCAUGGUAGCAGCUGAUGUCUCCGGCAUCGACGUGAACUCCGGCUGCCCAAAACCAUUCAGUACAAGUGGUGGAAUGGGCGCAGCACUUCUCCGCACACCAGACAAACUCGUCUCAAUUCUCGAAGCACUAGUUAAAGAAGUGGGCAAGCCUUUCCAAAUCGGUAUCUCGGUUAAAAUUCGCAUUCUGGCCAAACCGGAGGAAACACAUGCUCUUGUUUCUCGACUUGUGCGGACUGGUAUCACCGGCUUAACAGUUCAUUGUCGUACAACUCCUAUGCGACCCCGUGAGCGUGCGAUAAGAGACCAGCUCCGUAUGGUCGCGGAGUUAUGUCAUGAGGCUGGAAUCCCAUGCGUCAUGAACGGAGACGUAACCAGUCGCGACCAGGGACUCGAGCUGAUGAAGGAAUUCGGCGUAGACGGCGCCAUGAUAGCUACGUCUGCCGAGGCCAAUUCGUCCUGUUUCCGCUCUGAAGCGGAAGGUGGUCUUUUGCCGUGGCGGGAUGUUGUGUAUGAGUACAUGAAGUAUUGUAUUGAGGGCGAGAACCGCUUUGGAAAUACCAAGUACUUGCUUAACAUGCUUAUUCCAGGAAAGAACAAGGAGUUCAAGACUGCGAAGAUGGCCAAGACGUACGUUGAUACGUGUCGGGCGUUGAAAUUUGAUGAUCUCAUUCCUUCGGCUGUGUCUGUUGACGAGGUCCUUGGAUUGUCGGCGAAGUGGGAGGAGACUCCGGCGCAGGACGAAAGGGUUCGUUCUCCGGCGGUUCAGAACGCGAUGGAGAAUAAUGAGACUGCUCGUGCGGCUGGUGGUGCUGGUGCUAGAUCGAAGUCUAUCUCUACACCGCGCGCUGGUGGUCCGAUUCGCACCCUUGGUAUCCCAGAGCCAUCUAAGAUGAACCUCGGCUCCGGUGAGGAUAUUGUCGAUGCCUCUCUUCCUGCGACAGAGGUUGCUCAGAAGACGGAAGUAGCGGCAUGA
Penicillium angulare is the source of this 1371-nucleotide messenger RNA. Its product is annotated as tRNA-dihydrouridine(20) synthase (NAD(+)). The transcript has a single exon. Gene Ontology annotation, biological process: tRNA dihydrouridine synthesis. Gene Ontology annotation, cellular component: cytoplasm. Gene Ontology annotation, molecular function: flavin adenine dinucleotide binding; tRNA dihydrouridine synthase activity. The record is from RefSeq and is a predicted model, not a curated record. Bases 1 to 1371 code for a protein of 456 amino acids. Lineage: Eukaryota; Fungi; Ascomycota; Eurotiomycetes; Eurotiales; Aspergillaceae.